This is a messenger RNA of Erigeron canadensis, 4167 nucleotides long. Its product is annotated as DExH-box ATP-dependent RNA helicase DExH5, mitochondrial-like. Gene Ontology annotation, molecular function: ATP binding; RNA binding. The record is from RefSeq and is a predicted model, not a curated record. The coding region runs from base 45 to 3503 and encodes 1152 amino acids. NCBI's taxonomy places the organism in Eukaryota, Viridiplantae, Streptophyta, Magnoliopsida, Asterales, Asteraceae. Gene Ontology annotation, cellular component: nucleus; intracellular anatomical structure. The transcript has 19 exons.
AGACGGUGCGUGCGGAUAACACCACCAAACAACUGUGGCAUAGUAUGGAGGUCGGUUCUCUUAAUAUCACCACCGUCUUCUCAUGCCACCAAUCCUUACCUAAAACCUCCUCAUCUCGACGCCUCAGCAAACUCCGGCCAUCGCAUUCUUCCUCCGGCAGCUUCCGGUACCCUCUUCCGACUCUCCGCCUUCGUUCCUCCAUCAAUUCAGUUGCCAAUAUAUCCCCUGCUUCCCCAUCUGUUGUUGAAAAUGAUCAUAAUUGUGAGUUCCAGCUUCCUCCCAAUCCAGGUACUUGCUCAUCCGAUAACAUAGAUUCUUGGAAAUGGAGGUUAACAACAUUACUGCAUGACAAGGAUAAACAAGAGCUGGUGUCGAGGGAAAAACAAGACAGACGUGAUUUUGAGCAAAUAGCAGCUCUAGCAAAUGAAUUAGGUUUGCAUAGCCGUUUGUAUUUCAAAGUAGUUGUUGUCAGCAAAAUCCCGCUGCCAAAUUACAGGUUUGAUCUGGAUGACAAGCGGCCGCAGAGGGAGGUGACCUUGCCUCUGGGGUUGCAAACGAGAGUUCAUGCUCAUCUUGAAAAAUAUCUUUCUCGCAAACCUAAGAGCAUGGAUGGCUUUAGAGAUAAUUUGUUUUCAACCACGAUUACUAAUGGCAGUAUUGCUACUAAUGAAGAAUUAUUUGGGAAAAGAGAAUUGUCCUCACAAAGUAAGGCUGCAGAGGACAAAGUUCUCUGGCGAAAAAGUAUGCAGUUACAUGUGGAGCAACAAGCUUGGCAGAAAUCUUCAGAAGGUCAGAAAAUGCUUGAGUUCCGUAGGAGUCUCCCUGCUUAUAAAGAGAAGGAUGCAAUACUGAGUUCUAUUACAAAGAACCAGGUUGUUAUCAUCUCAGGUGAAACUGGCUGUGGAAAGACGACACAGAUUCCGCAAUAUAUUUUACAGUCUGAGAUUAGUUCUCUCCGUGGGGCGACAUGUAACAUCAUAUGUACUCAGCCUCGACGAAUAUCUGCUAUGUCUGUCUCUGAAAGAAUUGCUACCGAGAGAGGGGAGAACUUGGGUGAAACAGUUGGAUAUAAAGUUAGGUUUGAGGGCAUGAAAGGAAAGAACACCCGCCUAGUGUUUUAUACCACGGGAAUCUUAUUGAGAAGAUUGUUGGUUGAUAGAGAUCUAAAAGGCGUGACUCAUAUUAUCAUGGAUGAGAUUCAUGAGCGUGGAAUUGAUGAAGAUUUUUUGCUUACUGUUCUGAAAGAAUUACUUCCUCGCCGGCCUGAAUUAAGGCUUGUUUUGAUGAGUGCAACUCUGAAUGCAGAGAUUUUCUCAUCUUACUUUGGUGGUGCUCCAAUGGUUCAUAUACCGGGUUCAAUGCAUCCUGUGCGCACCUAUUUUCUGGAAAAUAUUCUGGAAUCAACCGGAUACAGAUUGACAGCAGACAAUCAAAUUGAUGAUUAUGGUCAAGUAUGGAAAAUAAAUAAACAGACUUCAAAUCGAAGGAAGAGCCAAAUUGCAUCAGUUGUUGAGGAAGCACUUGGAUCUGCCGACUUCAGCGAAUACAGUCAACAGACACAAGAUUCUUUGCUGUGCUGGAACCCCAAUUCUCUAAAUUUCAACCUCAUAGAAUGCCUACUAUGUAGCAUAUGUGAGAAUGAAGAGCCUGGGGGUAUAUUAGUCUUUAUGACUGGAUGGGAUGAUAUUAGUUCUCUGAAGGAGAAGUUACAAUCUAAUUCAGUUUUGGGCGACUCAAGUCGAGUUUUAUUGCUGACAUGUCAUGGUUCUAUGGCUAGCUCAGAGCAGAGGUUAAUAUUUGAAAAAGCAGAUAGUGGAGUGAGGAAGAUAGUGUUGGCUACGAAUAUUGCUGAGACCAGUAUCACAAUAGAUGACUUGGUUUUUGUAAUUGAUUGUGGCAAGGCCAAAGAGGCAUCGUAUGAUGCACUUAACAAUACUCCUUGCCUUCUUCCUUCUUGGAUAUCCAAGGUUUCUGCUAAACAAAGAAGAGGAAGAGCUGGUCGUGUUCAACCUGGAGAAUGUUACCAUCUAUAUCCCAGAUGCGUGUGUGAUUCUUUUACUGAUUAUCAAUUGCCAAAGAUAUUGAGAAUGCCUUUGCAAUCCCUUUGUCUGCAAAUUAAAAGUUUGAAUCUUGGAAGCAUUUCUGGAUUCUUAUCCAGGUCUUUGCAGUCACCUGAUCCGCUAGCGGUUCAACAUGCUAUUGAAUAUCUCAAGAUAAUUGGUGCUUUGGAUGAGUAUGAAAAUCUGACCAUAUUGGGCCAUUACUUGACUAUGCUUCCAAUGGAACCCAAACUUGGAAAAAUGCUUGUAUUGGGUGCAGUUUUGAAUUGCCUUGAUCCUAUGUUGACUAUUGUUGCUGGUCUAAGCGUUAGAGAUCCCUUCCUUGCACCUUUGGAAAAAAGGGAGUUGGCAGAGGCUGCUAAAGCACAAUUUUCCCAUGAUUUUAGUGACCAUCUUGCCCUUUUACGGGCAUACAAUGGCUGGAAAAUGGCUGAACAAAAACAAUCUGGAUAUAAAUACUGUUGGAGGAACUUUCUCUCUGUACAAUCAAUGAAAGCUAUCGAUUCCAUGCGAAUAGAAUUUCAGUCCGUACUUAAAGAUAUACGUCUUAUUAGCAAUAAAACAACCUUUUACAACACUUAUAGCUAUGAUGAGCAUCUCAUUCGUGCAGUUAUCUGUUAUGGCUUAUAUCCAGGAGUUUGCUCUAUUGUGCACAAAGAAACCUCUUUAUCACUGAAAACAAUGGAGGAUGGUCAGGUGUUCUUAAAUUCAAAUUCAGUUAAUGCACGUGAUUCCAAAAUACGAUACCCAUGGCUGGUCUUCUACGAAAAGAUGAAAGUAAACUCUGUGUAUCUUCGAGAUUCAACAGCUGUAUCUGAUUCAAUACUGCUCCUAUUUGGUGGAAGCAUUUCAAUGGGUGAUGUUCAGGAGGGCCAUUUGAAAAUGAUGAGAGGAUACUUAGAGUUUUUCAUGGAACCAGAAGUAGCAAGAAUGUAUCAAAUCUUGAGGCGCGAGCUUGAUGAGUUAUUUCAGUGUAAAUUAAUGAAUCCACGAAUGAACUUACCUGCUCAGCACGAACUUUUAUCUGCUAUACAGUUGGUACUCUCUGGGGAUCAAUGUAGCGGUCGGUUUGUAUUUGACCAUCAGGUGAUACCUUCUCUUUUAUCACAAGUACCGGCAUCGCUACCACCAACACAACCUCUAGGUUCUGAGAUAGAGAGUGGACCAGGAGGUGACAAUUCUAAAAGUCAACUCCAAACACUACUGGCUAGAGCAGGUUAUAGUGCCCCAGUCUACAAAACUGAUUUCACCAACAACCAGUUUAGUGCCGUUUGUGAGUUCAAUGGCAUGCAGAUCAUGGGUAGUCCUUGCAAAAACAAGAAGCAAGCCGAAAAAGAUGCUGCCUCUAAGGCUUUGGAUUGGCUUUUGGGUGGCAAUCGUGGGGCUCGUGAAUUUAUUGACUGCAUGUCAAUGAUGAUGAAGAGCAAUAAGAACCGCAAAUAAGCUUGGUGAGGGUAUUGUUAUUGGCUAAGGAUGCUUAAAGAAGCCCAGACAAUUGCAUAUGUCUUGCUACUCUGCGAAGCAUUCGAUGCUGUUGCUGGGCUCACCUUUUUAAUAAGAAGUAUGUGACAUGCACUACAGUGGUAUUGUAUGAAUCCAUUUUGCGCGGUUGACCCACCAUCUAUCUGGGAUUGAGCUAAUUUCGAAACUCUUGGAGAAAGUGCAGUACAUCACUAAAAGAACAAAGAACAACAGACAAAAAGCAGACACUACAGACAGGCAAGUUUUUAUUUCUUUAGCUUGGAACGGCAUUUCUAGUGUAUAGUUCAGCUAGUGAAAUGCUGGAAAAAUCUAAAUCUUGCUAGAAACCUUUCUAGGAUUACUAUCUUCACAAUUGUGGAAAAAGGAUCUGAUUAGGGAACCAAUGACCCUUCGCUUCUCGGAAUAUAAUGAUGACGUUAUUCUUGAAAGACUGGCUUCUUCCAUGACUAUAGAUAUCUAUCUUUAUACUUUAAGUUUGGUGCUGCAAGAUAGUAAUGGGCAAUUCCUUUUCCUUUUAAUAUUAUGCUAUUCGCUCAGUGAGUCAGUGUCUCAAUGUUACCACCACAAACAUGAUAUUCAAUAUGACAUUCAUUAUUCGGCAUAAUAAUAUUAUUUUCAAUAAUAA